AUGAAGAGGACUCACGAUUUCAUGAACGUCAACUCUUUCUCUCCAAAGGAAAGACCCAUUCGCCUCUUUGGCUUCGAGUUUGGAGCUUCUCAUGAAGAAUCCGAGCCCAAAGACAGUAACUGCAACGAGAAUAGUGAAAGCGUCAAAGACAAUACCAAAGAAAAAAGAUUCAAGUGCCACUAUUGUUUCCGGAACUUCCCUACCUCACAAGCCCUAGGUGGCCAUCAAAACGCACACAAAAGAGAACGUCAACAAACCAAACGCUUCAACCUCCAUUCAAACGCAGCCGCUUUAUUCCACCGCCACCAAGCGCAUUCUAGGUUAUCCGAAGAACACUUUAGCGUUGAAGCUGCUCACAUCAACGACGCCAGAUUAGGGUUAUUGCGUAUGUAUAACUCAUCAGCAAGGUUUAAUCGUGACGGUACAUUGUCUUACAAUAAAUAUAUGCCUUUGUUCAUCGACGAUAACCAGAUCACUAGGCCGACGACGUAUGUUGGUGGUAGUAGCAGCAGGCGUAGUCUGUUUUACGAGUCCAAGACGAAUGUACCAGACCACGUGAGUUUGGAUCUACGCCUCUAGGUCUUUUCUUUAAUGUCUGAUCUAGCUUUUGUUUUGUUUUUGUUUUGUUUGUUUUCGUUUUCUAAUAGCUUUCUAUUUACGUAAUGGUAGUUAA
Molecule: messenger RNA, 673 nt
Organism: Capsella rubella
Lineage: Eukaryota; Viridiplantae; Streptophyta; Magnoliopsida; Brassicales; Brassicaceae
Product: zinc finger protein GIS2
Exons: 1
Coding region: 1-579 (192 amino acids)
Biological process (GO): trichome differentiation; response to gibberellin; trichome morphogenesis
Molecular function (GO): DNA-binding transcription factor activity
Source: RefSeq, a predicted model, not a curated record